Molecule: messenger RNA, 249 nt
Organism: Peronospora matthiolae
Lineage: Eukaryota; Oomycota; Peronosporomycetes; Peronosporales; Peronosporaceae
Source: the annotation of a GenBank genome assembly
AUGGCGGACACUGCCUUGAAGCAUCGAGCUGAGUUUGCCUUUGCUCAGCUUGAGAACGAGAGAUCUCUGACAUCUCUUCGUGACGAGCUAAGGGUAGCUCGUGGGAUUGCUGAUCGGUCUCGGGAUGAGAUAGCUGCUCUUCAGACCCUUGUUGAUGCCCACCAUCGGGAGCACAAGGCUCUCUGCGAGAUGCUUGAGCGCAAGGGCGUUCUUCAUCGGAAGAAGCAGCGUACUGAUGGUACGGCUUAA